Glossina fuscipes is the source of this 1577-nucleotide messenger RNA. It is a transcript of the gene Neos, whose product is annotated as nuclear polyadenylated RNA-binding protein 3. The coding region runs from base 365 to 1543 and encodes 392 amino acids. The record is from RefSeq and is a predicted model, not a curated record. Lineage: Eukaryota; Metazoa; Arthropoda; Insecta; Diptera; Glossinidae. The transcript has 4 exons. Gene Ontology annotation, molecular function: RNA binding.
CUUAUCAUAAUUUGAAUACAUAAGAAGGAGCUUUCUUCCUAAUCGAUACAGAGAGUCUUGGAUUUCAAAAGAUUUUCCAAACAAACUUCGAGUCUCUGUUAAAUAUUCGUAUCGAAUUAAAAUGUAAUACUUCUCCUCAAAUGCACUACUGAUUGAUCGUGAUAUGUUAUGUUUGUCCUUCCAGUUGCUCCAUUUGUACCACUACGAGCAUACAAUACCAUUUGAUAAAUAAGAAGCGAUAAUAAUUCACUCUUAUGUACUUUUAUUGUGAUUUGUUAGAAAAAAAAGAAGAAGAGAGAACAAAAGGAUUUUUUUUUUUUUUGAAGUGUUAAGAUUUUCUAUUGUUAUUCAGUAAAGUUGGAACAUGGCGGAGUUAAAUGGAAAGAAUAGCAUUAUACGAAAUCCAAAUUUAUCCAAAAGUCGUGUUUUUAUUGGAAAUUUACCUAUCUGCACCAAGGAGGAGCUAGAAAGUAUUUUCUUGCCAUAUGGUAAAGUUUUGGGUUCAUUGGUACAAAAAAACUUCGGCUUUGUGCAAAUGGAAUCUGAGGAAGUAGCCAACAAAGUAGCAUCAGCUUUAACAAAGUCGACCUUUAAAGGCAAUACGAUCACUGUACGUAAUGCCGGAGUCCACAAGAAGCAACUAGCCAGUGAUGCCAAUGUAAGUCUUAGCGUAUCUAAUGCAAACAGCACGCGGCAAACGAAAUCAACGGGACCGUCUAUUCAUAACUCAAUUGCAAAUUGUAAUGAUUGUGAAAUAAUUGUCGUGGAUCGAAGGAACACGAAGUAUGCCGAAAUGAUAGAGGAACGUUUGAAAUUUUUGCAUUUAAGAGUAGAUGUUUUAUUUCCGAAUGCCGAUGUACCAUUAGGCAAAGUGCUGUCUAACAUAGCUUCAAGAGGCUGUUUAUAUGCUAUUCUUAUAACUACUCAACAUGAGGAACAUCGAAGUAUCACUGUUAAUAUAUUACAUGGGCAACCAGCUGAGCAUCGUAAUAUGCCAGUCGAUGACGCAAUUAAGUUAAUUGAUGAAGAUUUCCGCAAAUCACAAAGAGCAAAAACACAGCAACGCAUAAUAGCUGCGGGUAAUUCGUCAACAUUACAUUUACCCCAAUCUGUACCUAUUAUACCCGCAGUUGCUAGCUAUGUGGUACCACCGUUAAAAGAGCGACAUCCCGAUGCUAUGCAGACACUAUUGGAUCUACUAGCAGACAAUUUACCAUUAACUGUCUUGCAGUACGACCGCAUUAUAAAGUAUUUGCAGGAACGUCGUGAAUUGCAAAUGAAAGUGGAAUUGGGCGAUGCCGCUGAAGAAGUCAAUACAAAUGUGCCUGAUCCUGAAAUUGAAUUGCAAAAGAAAAUACUGAAUAUAUUAAAUAAGCCAUCAGUAGCAGAAACUCAUUACGAUUUAUUGUAUCCUAGUUUACAAGCUGUUAAAGAGGACGCACGCCUAUUAGAGUUACUUAAAGAUAUUAGAGUUCAAAAGGCUUUAGAUGCCCUGAUGGACACGAAUUUAUUAUCAACUGUGGAAACUUUAAUGAAAUUUUAAGACAAUUUUAAUUAAAUACAACAAUAUAUAUUGA